UUCCCGUCGGCAUUCUUGGCCUGGGCCCUGUUUAGUGAGACAGUGCCUAGGUUCAACGGAGGUAGCAGGUUUCCGCCACCUGCUUUUUCCGGCACGUCUUUGGGAGCCUGUGCGCGAGCGCUGGCCGCGCCGCGCGACGAGCUGUUGGUCUGCUCGGAACGGGUUGUGGCUGAUGCUUGCGCGCCUUCGCCCCUUGAGGCGACGGCGUCCCCAGACGGCGACACCCUGCCCGAGCCAAGUGACCCCCCCCAGCCGUUGUCCGGCCGCCCCCGCCUGCCGUCUGUCUCUUGUGCCGACGUCGACGCCGAGGCCGAAGUGAGCGCCGACGCCGAGACGUCGGACAACGAUAAUAGCGUCAGCGAUAUUAGCAGCAGCAUUAAAGAAACAACGCAAAAGGAGUCGAUUCCGACAGCAUCAACAUCACCAGCACUACAACAACCAUCGAUUAGCAAUUUGCCGACCUCGAAAAACGCAACUGUUUCUCUUUGGGUCUCUUCUGCUGAAGAAUUGUCUACCGUUACUAAGUCUACGGCGGCCGCUGCAACCGUUAAAGAGCCGCUACCGCAGCAGCGGCAGCAACAGUUAGAAAACGAAGAGCACAAAAUCCAAAAUCGAAGUCAACAGAAUCUGGAAGCUCUGCAGAGUCAGAGUCAAUCUCGGCCUCGGUCGCAAUCACCAUCACCGCAGCAACAACCAAAGAUGGUCGUGCAACUUCAGGGGCUGCUGCCGGCCGAACAAAAUCCAAUUGUGCCGACAACACGCCGCAGGCCACGCAAGAGGCCGCCGCGCUCCUGUCGACUUGUCGUCGACGGCGAAGAAGACGAACAGCAGCAGUGUGCGGCGAGAAACAAUAACAAUACUAGCGCCAACAACAAUAAUACUAAUACCAAUGACUCCGUACAGAGUACCCACGCCGGUCUUGAGCAUGAGACAGCGGGAAAACCCGCUGACGCCGAAGAAAGCGUUGAGGAUCAGCAACUGCACCACGCCGGCGGAGUCGGGGGUGCAGCGGGUGGACACAAUCAACCCCCCGUAGGAGGACAUCAUCAACAUGGACAGCCUCUUUUCGUUGACGGAGCCGAAGUUUCACCUAAGAGAAACAAAUGUGACGACGACGACGGUGACAAUAAUGACGAGUCGCAGCAACAACAUGGCGAGCUUAAGCCGGAUCUCAACGACAACAAUGUCGUUAAACAACCGUCCCCCCCAAGUCCGGAGCCAAUUGUCGUCGCUGCAAACCCUUUGGAUUUCAGCGUGCGGCGUUCGGACGAUGAAGAGGACAGUGACAGUGCUGCUGCGUUAGCACGAGCUACACCCAGCCCACAGGGUAGCACGACGGACGCAGUAGAUAUGUCCGCUCCUGACGCCCCUCUUGAUCUCUCGAAAAAGCCUUCCGGGGGCAAUAAUAGGAUGACAUCUUCCACAAGAGUAGCACCGUUAGCUCCUAAUUCACGGCAUCAGCAACAGCAACCACAGCAGCAACAGCAAUCGAAUUUGCCGGCACUCACUCUGUCAGCCGCAGCCGCUAUAUCGCCUCUGGCCAGCCUCGCGUCAAAAAUAGAGGCUGCGCAGUGGACACCAUCAUUGAAAACUUCGCUCGUAUCAACGGCACCCACCCGGAUGGACUGGAAGCCAGCGCCUCCAGCCAAACAGCCGAAGCUUGAUGCACACGGCCUCAAGACGCGCGACUCGUUUCGGCCAUCGAACCGACAGAACCCGUGGCAAUCACAAUGGAUCAGCAGGUCGGGUGAGCAGACAAAGGAUGUGUUUACAUGCGUCUGGUGCAAGGAACAGUUCCAGUCGUUAGAACACAUGACUGUGCAUAUGAAGAACUCGCCUCGCUGCGGAAUGGCUGGCAUGCAUGCGGCUGCCUCGACAUCGGCCACGCCCGCGUCGACUGCCGCGCCUGCGUCUGCCGUUCCGGCAGCCAAGGCUCAGCAUACCCCGCAGCAGGUGCAGGCCACUCAGCAUCAGGCGAACGCUCCGCACACCCCCCACGCGCAGCAGCAGCAGCCACCUCAGCAGCCGACAACGAAAGACGGCGUGCCUCUGCCGCGAAAGCUUGUGCGCGGACAGGACGUAUGGCUGGGCAAGGGUGCCGAACAGACGCGUCAAAUUCUCAAAUGCAUGUGGUGCGGUCAGUCGUUCAAGAGUCUUGCUGACAUGACUCAACACAUGAAGGUUACUCAGCACUACACGAAUAUCAUUAGCCAAGAACAGAUCGUGUCGUGGAAAUCGCCAGAAGAGAAAGCGCAAAACCAAAGUCAGGUAAAUGCCGUACUCACGUGCAAGGUUUGCGACCAGGCGUUCAGCUCGCUUAAGGAGCUCAGCUAUCACAUGGUGAAGAACAACCACUACAAGGAUAACCUUUUACGAUCGAUCGGCGACAUUCCGGCGAUGGCAGCCGCUGCAGCUGUCACUGCCGCAGCAACAACGGCAGUCCCUCCCACACAACAGCAACCGCAGCCCAAGCGUACACCAGUUAGAGGUGACCGCGGAAAGAAGUCUCUGCCCGUUAGGAAGCUUCUGGAGCUCGAAAGGCAAGCUUGUAGUCCCGAGCAGCAGCAGCAACAGCAGCAGCAGGCGCUAGCCAUGGGCCGUAUCAAUUGUGAAGAAUGCGGCGAAAAGGUUGAGGCCAAAGAUUUCGUGGCACACGUGAAACAAUGUUCGCGGCUGUUUGGUGGUAGCGGAGGUAUGGGGGGACGUGAGGAUGACGACGACUCGGAAAGCCACCGGUCGGCUACUCCGAAGUCAGUAGACUCUGUCAAAGAACACAAUGAGUCAUUUGGCCCUUCUGCGUCCUCCUCCGCUCCUGGGAGCUCGGUCCUUGCGUCGCUCGAGAAACUUGUUGAAAAGUCAUUCGAUGGCAAGGGCAAGCGGCAGGCGAGUUCUGGAAUCUUGCAGCGGCUAGGUAUUGACGAGGAAGUCUAUCCCCCUUGGCAUCCGGCUGGAUCGCCAAGAAAUUUCAAUAGUGCAAUAGCGGCAGCUCAGAUGCUCAAAAGUCCGGGCUCAUCGGAGGGGCCCGACCACCCCAGCAGGGGCUCGACGCCCAGUGGUUUUGGGAGGGCGCAGUACGGCGGCAGCUCGCCUGACAGGCAGUCCAGCCGUUCCGCACCAUCCCCGGCUGGUGCAGGGGCGCACGUGCGGGCCUCCCCGGCACCGUCCGAAUCGUCGACCAGGGCGUCUAGCCCGGGCGUUCCCGACAACCUCGUCAUUGCUGACGACAAAAGUGCCGCAAGACAGCUAUUGACGCGUUCGCCAGGUGGUGAAAGUGCUGCGUCGCUGCAAGAAGAUCGCCUGCCGCUCGCCAAGACCGGUCCCGUAACCACCCCGCAGAAAGGCAAGAAAAAAGACAAUCCACUCCGAGAGCUCGAGAAGCUUCUAGACAAAACAGAGACGCAACGCGUAUCGAAUGCUGCAUCAGCUCAACCCGGUAUCCCAGGCCUGCCUGGAGCUGCCGGAUCGAUAUUAGCGUUCUCAUGGGCCUGUGGCGAGGGUGCUACCGCUUCACCUGAAGGCACAUCGAUCAAGUGCGCCUUUUGCGAUACACACUUUGUUUCGAAGGGCGCUUACCGACACCAUUUGUCAAAAAUGCACUUCAUUAAGUCAGAUAAUAACUCCGACACCGACAAAAAUUCGGAGCGGGGAUCGGUGUCACCUGCUCCGUCGCAGCCACCGUCCGUGGCGUCCGAUGGCGGUGCGUCUUCAACCAACGAGUCCCCUCAUUCUAAGUUCCUCAAGUAUGCAGAACUAGCCAAGCAGCUCUCAUCGAAGUACGUAUAGGUUUCUUUUGUUUUUCCUGUUUCGGGCGAGCUAUCAAAAAGUGAACGUGUUCGACUUCACCAGAUUCGACAUACGACGCGCUAUGGGAAAUGGUCGCCACGCAACCUUUACGAGGCAUGGACAGAUGAUUGAUGGCUAGACAUAUCAUGUGACGUAUGUUUGACAUAACCACAAGCCCGCCCAAUUUCGUGAACGGUGGUAAUGAUAACGGCGAUGAUGACGAUGAUAACAGUGAUGCUAGAGAUGGUGGUGGUAGAGGUGAUGAUGACCAACUCACACGUACUCCUUUCUGUUCGUGGUAAGGGACUGAUGGCGGCAUCAUAUCAAGUACUGCUAUGACUUUUGUUUCCAGUCAGGGGUUAACGAACGUCACUACGGAGUAACUAGAUAUGUCGUCGAUGACGACAGCGACCGAGACGCAGAGGUCAUCUGGAACUUGAUCGUCGGCCGUAAACACCGUUGUACAGAUAUCGACUGGACGAAUCUCAGUUUAUCAAAAAGGAAGGACAGACAAUUUAAGAAGGGAAAUUAACCAAACAUACUGAACAUAGAUAUACAAACGUACACGCCACUCAUAUUCACACAUAAAAAUGGUAAAUGACACACAAAGCAAAUACAAGCAGCUCACUACUACUCGAUAUGCUUUGAAUUUGUUUCCCAUCCGCUUUUUACUCCCUUCUUUUCCCCGCCGAGCCAAAUGUAACCCCAAUCUACUCCGUACUGCCCCAUUUUUCUACACGUCCACUCUUGAAGCUCUUUGAUUCCUUAUCAAGGUCCCUGCGAUGAUCGGCGAGUGCCGGGUGCCGAAAGAUGCUCAACGUGCGCUCUCGAGAAUCCCGGACCAGCCCGGCAAUAAGCUCGAUAUAUAUAUAUAUAUAUAUGCAUAUACAUAUCUGUCUCUCUGUAAGUGUAUCUGUUGUGCUCGUCUUUAGGAGUUAAUCUAUACCAGUUCAAGAGACCCUUGAGUCUGGACACCGACGAUCCUUUACUUUCCCCACUUCUCUGACGUGAUUAUUAUCCUACAUAAUAAUGAUAAGGACAACGACAAGAGAGUCGAUUGGCGGCAUCAGAUUAGAUAUCGAUGACGAGGACUUCGCAUCAGCGUUUUCUCGAACUGCCACGCUCUUAAACUGCAUUCCAAGCUAAGUCAUCGCCGCGCGCCGCCCCGACUGCGCAGCACUAUUACAAGAAAAUGUUAAUUAAUAACAAUAACACUAAUAUGACAAAGCAACACGAAGUGGAUGACUGGGCAAGCCGAUAGUGAUGAUGAUAAUGAGGCUAUUUGAUCUCCGGCGCGUGGCGACUGCUCCAUUUCGCCAGCCAGGGCAGCGUCUCCUGGGAUGGACGGGCAAGAUGUUGUGGACGAGUAACCCUGAGAUGGUGCCAGCAGGUCCGGAAUGGGGCAUAGCAAAUACAUAGUAGUUAAAUAUGAAGAUAAUGAUGAUGAUGAUGAUGACGACGAGCAACAAGAAGAAGACUCACUUUUCAGGCGCGAGUGCGCGGGCGCCGUGUCGGCAACAUUUGUGCGAAUCAUGUUUGGGAGCUGACUUGUGGUGUGUACUUAACCGGUUUUGUGAUUUCGUAUGUACUAGUUGCAGCAACUCUCCAUAAGACGACAUUAAUCAAUAGGGACGCUAUAUAUAAAUCUCUCCUUAUAGAUAUAUAUGAACAUGCAGAUGUUGACGAACGUCGUCGUAGGUGAUGAACUUAAGCGAGUAUAUAUAAAUAGAGAAAAUGGCGGACGCAGGAUGCGACGGCGCAGCAGGCAGGGAGACGCAGACGGCGCUGAAACAUGCAAAUAAUAACAACAAAGAUAAUAAAGCUAAUAAAAUACGGCGAGAUUAAAAGAUGAAUAUAUAUACAGAUAUAUAUAUAUAUAUAUAUAUAUAUAUAUAUAUAUAUAUAUGCGAUGAUGAUUAUAACGCGCAACUGACAGCACAGAUGGCGAUGAUGGUCAUCAUCAUCAUCACCACCCUACAAAAAAAAAGUAAAGGUGUUGGCAAGACACAAAAAUACGUAGCGUCAUCGACACAUCGGUCGACACUGACGACAAAGAAAAUUGUACCACACUCGACACAUAAACAAAAAGGCACUCUGGUUGGUUGCUGCCUCGUACUGUCCGUGAAGGUAGGCAAAGUUAAGAAAGAAAGAGGAAAAGGCGAAAGCGUCACGCUCCUGUACUCAUUAUACGUAUAUAUAUAUAUAUAUAUAUAUGCAAUGCAAGUUUCUGUAAAUACUGAUGAUGGAUAUUAUUUAUUAAUGGCGAAGGUAAGGAAGAUGACGACGCGAUAGAGUGUCGUUACGUGAGGACGAGUAGUGAUCUGAUGGUCGAAGAUGAACCCUGAUGGAAAUAAUGAACUAGAGCGAAGACAAUAUGGCGAUGAUAAUAAGGAUUGAGCAAGUGACAAAACCAGGCCUUACCGACCAUGGAAAUAGAAUGGCAAAAAGAUAAAAGAAGAAAAACGGGGAAACGAUCAUUGAGGGAAAGCUAGAUGACAAAAGAAAUGAUAAUGGAAAAUAAUGGGAAGAGAGCUAAAAAGUGAAGAGACCUAUGAAGGAAAAGUGAAAAUGAAAAAUAAAAGAAAAGAAGAUUUCUAAAAUCAAAAAUAAAUUUGUUUUCUUUUCUUUCGGACACAAAUGUAGUUAGGUUAUAAUCUAUGAGGGUUCGUUCUCCUGUUAUGCUGUUAGGGCACCCCGUUGACCGUUUAGUGUUAGUCACUUAGAACAGAGCAACAUUUUGCGAAAUUUUA
Messenger RNA from Varroa destructor (honeybee mite), 6533 nucleotides. Its product is annotated as protein tiptop-like. Gene Ontology annotation, molecular function: DNA-binding transcription factor activity, RNA polymerase II-specific; DNA binding. Gene Ontology annotation, biological process: regulation of transcription by RNA polymerase II. NCBI's taxonomy places the organism in Eukaryota, Metazoa, Arthropoda, Arachnida, Mesostigmata, Varroidae. Gene Ontology annotation, cellular component: nucleus. The record is from RefSeq and is a predicted model, not a curated record.